UAAGCAAACCGGUGAGAUGGAACAAGAGCCACUGCAUAGGUUAUUCUCUCUUGAAGAGGUGGCGCGGAUCAGGCCAAGGAAACUAUUGUUCUCCUAUUCAGCUUAUAACGGAGAUAAGUAGUCAUCAAUAUUAUGAAGUAUCAGGAGACCCUCAUUGUACCUGUAUAGGAAGGAAACCAGGUCUGAGCCUUAUUCUGCACCCCAGCCUCACCAUUUGCCAGUGCUGCAGCUCUUUUACUCGUUGACAUGACUGUGCCUCCACUGCCUCCACUGGUCUCUUGAUGACAUGAGGGCUAGAAUCCAUUUAAAAGAAAGCCCAUGAUUUGGAGAUACUGGUACUCUCAAUUUAUCGCGGACCAUCAAGAGUCAGCCAGCAUGAUAGCUUUCUUGGCUUGAGAAGUAGCAUUUUCCUGGUAGAGAGUCACAGGAGGUGCACCAUGGACCUGGAAAAUGGACUGCCUAACACCACGGACUUUUGGAGCCCCUCCCCCUCCCAGCUUGACAGUUUCUCUCCAGAGACUCCUGCCACCAACACCUCUGCCAACAACACAAGCCACCACUAUGACUUGACCAGCAAUGCCGUCCUUACCUUCAUUUACUUUGUGGUGUGCAUUGUGGGCCUAUGUGGUAACACGCUGGUCAUCUAUGUCAUUCUCCGCUAUGCCAAGAUGAAGACCAUCACCAACAUAUACAUACUCAAUUUGGCCAUAGCAGACGAACUUUUCAUGUUGGGAUUGCCCUUCUUAGCUAUGCAGGUGGCUCUGGUCCACUGGCCCUUUGGGAAGGCCAUCUGCCGAAUUGUCAUGACAGUGGAUGGGAUCAAUCAGUUCACCAGCAUCUUCUGCCUCACGGUCAUGAGUGUGGACAGAUACCUUGCUGUAGUACAUCCCAUAAAAUCUGCUAAAUGGAGGCGGCCAAGAACAGCAAAGAUGGUCAAUGUAGCUGUCUGGGGCAUUUCCCUACUGGUCAUACUGCCAAUCAUGAUAUAUGCUGGAGUGAGCAAUAACCAUGGAAGCAGUAGCUGCACCAUGAUCUGGCCAGAUGAUUCUGGUGCUUGGUAUGCUGGCUUCAUCAUCUAUGCCUUUAUUCUGGGCUUUUUGGUGCCCCUUACCAUCAUCUGUCUUUGUUACCUGUUUAUCAUUAUCAAGGUCAAGUCCUCUGGUAUCAGGGUAGGCUCCUCCAAAAGAAAGAAGUCUGAAAAGAAAGUAACCAGGAUGGUCUCCAUUGUAGUUGCCGUUUUCAUUUUCUGUUGGCUGCCCUUCUACAUUUUUAAUGUCUCAUCAGUCUCUGUUUUGAUUGUGCCAACACCUGUCCUCAAGGGCAUGUUUGAUUUUGUAGUGGUUCUCACUUAUGCCAAUAGCUGUGCCAACCCUAUCCUUUAUGCCUUCUUAUCUGACAACUUCAAGAAAAGCUUCCAGAAUGUCCUUUGCCUAGUGAAGGUCAGUGGCAUGGACGAGACUGACAGGAGCGACAGCAAGCAGGAUAAGUCCAGGCUAAAUGAAGCUACAGAAACCCAGAGGACCUUACUUAAUGGAGACCUCCAGACGAGCAUCUGAAAGCUUUCUGCCGCGGCCCUUCCUGCUUCUUCAGAGAUGGCAACAACCCAUAUGAAGUCAGGUCAAGAGCCCUUGGCCCUUCUAUUAAGAGAAUAGUAAAUGGAUGGGAUGAAUUGGUUUAGGAAUUGACUCAGCAAAAGGCAGAUGGUGUUAAGGAUUUAAUCAAAUGGAGAAGUACAUCAUGGGGCAGUAGACAGGAAACACACAUAGGUUUGUAUGCAGUGGUACAUACAUGGUGUGUUCAGACAUUGGGAGAAUCUUUGUGGCAGAUCUAUUUCCAUCAGUCUGAUCUUAAAACAUAACAAAACAAAAACCCUUCACAGAACCUAUUUUCUACUUCAGAGUCUAGACUUUCAAGUGCUACAUCUCCAAUAUUUGAGGGUUGUUUUU
Molecule: messenger RNA, 1946 nt
Organism: Pogona vitticeps (central bearded dragon)
Lineage: Eukaryota; Metazoa; Chordata; Lepidosauria; Squamata; Agamidae
Gene: SSTR2
Product: somatostatin receptor 2
Biological process (GO): cellular response to estradiol stimulus; cellular response to glucocorticoid stimulus; neuropeptide signaling pathway
Cellular component (GO): neuron projection; plasma membrane
Molecular function (GO): neuropeptide binding; somatostatin receptor activity
Source: RefSeq, a predicted model, not a curated record